Messenger RNA from Clarias gariepinus (North African catfish), 1470 nucleotides. RefSeq names its product annexin A5-like. The coding region runs from base 153 to 1106 and encodes 317 amino acids. The record is from RefSeq and is a predicted model, not a curated record. Gene Ontology annotation, molecular function: calcium ion binding; calcium-dependent phospholipid binding. The transcript has 13 exons. Gene Ontology annotation, biological process: negative regulation of coagulation. NCBI's taxonomy places the organism in Eukaryota, Metazoa, Chordata, Actinopteri, Siluriformes, Clariidae. Gene Ontology annotation, cellular component: cytoplasm.
UUACCCACAAUGCCUUGUAGUUCGUGCCGUGGACAGGGUGUGGUUCAUGUAACAGAAAAGCUGUUUAAAUAUCCCCUCAUCUCUCUUCUCCUGCACUCUGCCGAGGAAGUGUGGAAAGCCCUGUUUAGUUAAAGAGCAGAAAGAGAGAGAAAAUGGCUGGAAGAGGAACCAUCAAGCCUCAGAGCGGAUUCAACGCCAACGCUGAUGCUGAGAGCCUUUUCAAGGCCAUGAAAGGAUUCGGCACUGAUGAAAAAACCAUUUUGGAGCUGCUGACGGCUCGCAGUAACGCUCAGCGCCAGCAGAUCAAGACUGCCUACAAAACCCUGCAUGGCAAGGACUUGGCUGUGGAACUGAAGUCAGAGCUGGGAGGACACUUUGAGACUGUGGUUUUGGCACUAUUGGAGACUCCUACAAUGUAUGAUGUGAAGUGUCUGAAGCAAGCCAUUAAGGGUGCAGGAACAUGUGAAAAGACCUUGAUUCACAUCCUGGCUUCAAGAACCUGCAGGGAGAUUCAAGCGAUCAAUGCUGCCUACAAGCAGGAGUAUGGUAAAACCCUGGAAGAGGACGUGGUUGGUGACACCAGUGGACACUUCAAGGAGCUGUUAGUUAUUUUGCUGCAGGCGAGCAGACAGCAGGGUGUACAAGAGGCCAACGUACAGAGUGAUGCCAAGGCUCUCUUUGAAGCAGGAGAAAAGAAGUUUGGUACAGAUGAAGAACAAUUCGUCACCAUUUUGGGCAACCGCAGCGCUGAACAUCUGAGGAGAGUGUUUGCUGAGUAUAUGAAACUGUCUGGAUUCCAGAUUGAAGAGAGUAUUCAGAGAGAAACCAGUGGCCACCUGAAAGAAAUCAUGCUGGCUGUGGUAAAGUGUGCCAGAAGUGUUCCUGCCUAUUUAGCUGAGUGCCUGUAUUAUGCAAUGAAGGGCGCAGGGACUGAUGAUAAUAGUCUGAUCGAGAUCAUGGUGUCCCGCAGUGAAAUCGACAUGCUGGACAUACGAGCGGAGUUCAGAAGGAUGUUUGCCACUUCUCUGUACAAAAUGAUUAAGAGUGAUACCUCCGGUGAUUAUGAAAAAACCCUUCUUCUGUUGUGUGGCGGCGAUGAUGCGUAAAUCAGCUCCUCGACCUGCAAGCAUGAACAGCGAUUCAAUAUCCGGCAGUUACACCACUUUAAUGAAUUGCCAAAAAUAUUUAUAUUUUGUGCAUGUUACUAACGCUGUUGCUUCUGAUAAUCUGCAAUAAUGAAGGCAAUUUUCAUAUCACAAUUCUUUUCUUUUUUUCUAAUAUGCUUUUUAAAUCUUGUUUCAUUGUAGAGAAAAAAAAAAACAGGUUUCAGUAAUGGUGCUAAUAAACCAUAAGCCCAGUUAAGUGGAGAAUAUUGCAGUUUGAUGUCAUUUACUGCGAUCAUAAAUAAAAGUUACCAUACCAAUGAGAACCCAUUGUGGGUUUGGUGGAAUAAACUUCUGUAUAACCUUG